Messenger RNA from Chelonus insularis, 3657 nucleotides. It is a transcript of the gene Top3alpha, whose product is annotated as topoisomerase 3-alpha. Bases 185 to 3556 code for a protein of 1123 amino acids. Gene Ontology annotation, cellular component: chromosome; nucleus. Gene Ontology annotation, biological process: DNA topological change. The transcript is spliced from 6 exons. The record is from RefSeq and is a predicted model, not a curated record. Gene Ontology annotation, molecular function: DNA binding; zinc ion binding; DNA topoisomerase type I (single strand cut, ATP-independent) activity. NCBI's taxonomy places the organism in Eukaryota, Metazoa, Arthropoda, Insecta, Hymenoptera, Braconidae.
UUUUUAUGUAUUGUUUAUCUAUGAAAUCAUUACUUCUUAAAACACAAAUUAGAUACUCGUUUCUAUCUAAUUAAUUAUUUUAUCAAUUAAUUGACAUCCAAGGUUGAUAGCCAAUUUAUUAUAUGUUGGUGUAAUAUUUUUCUCCGUUUUCAAAAAUGUUAAAAUUUCUUAACCUACUAAAAUUAUGAUAUUUAGAUCAUUUAUACAAUCAACAAAGUUUGUGACAAUAAAGAAUGUGGUAAAUAAUAUAAUUAGUUAUAAAUUCAGUACUAGUACCAAAUUUUAUGAAUAUUCAAAGCUGCCAAACAUGAUGAAAGUUCUUAAUGUUGCUGAGAAAAAUGAUGCUGCAAAAAAUAUUGCUGGACUCCUAUCAAGAGGCACAAGCCGAAAAAGAGAGGGGUUAUCAAAGUUUAACAAAAUAUACGAGUUCAACUUCAAGCUAUGGAAUAAAGAUUGUCUAAUGAUUAUGACAUCUGUAUCAGGUCAUUUAAUGGGUUACGAAUUUGUUGGUGCUUAUAGACAAUGGCAAGGAUGUAGCCCUUUAGCAUUAUUUGAUGCACAAGUAGUAAAACAAUGUACAGAUGAAAAUUAUGUAAAAAUUAAACGGACAAUAGAAAGAGAAGUAAAAGCAUGUGAAGCUUUAAUUAUCUGGACUGAUUGUGAUAGAGAAGGAGAAAAUAUUGGAUUUGAAAUAAUUCAAGUUUGUCAAGCAGUAAAACCACGUCUUCAAAUUUAUAGAGCUGUAUUUUCUGAAAUUACUGGAGCUUCUAUUACAAGAGCUAUUAAUAAUCUUACUGAACCAAACAAAGCUUUAAGUGAUGCUGUAGAUGUACGUAGUGAAUUAGACUUACGAAUCGGUGCAGCAUUCACAAGGUUUCAAACAUUGAGGCUACAGAAAGUCUUUCCCAGAUCUUUGGCUCAAUUACUAAUAAGCUAUGGAAGUUGUCAGUUUCCAACUCUUGGCUUUGUAGUUGAAAGAUUUUUAGCGAUUGAAAAUUUCAAAUCGGAGCCUUAUUGGAAAAUAAAAGUACUUGAUGAUCAUGAUGGUAUUUGUGUAGAAUUUCGUUGGGCAAGAGGCAGACUUUUUGAGAAGUUACCCUGUGAAAUAUUUUUAGAUAUAUGUAGAGAAAAGCCUGAAGCUACAGUUGAAAGUGUAAAUAGUAGACCCAAGAGCAAGUGGCGUCCUUUACCCCUAGAUACUAUUGAACUCGAAAAACAAGGUUCUAAGAAACUGAGAUUAAAUGCCAAGGAAACAAUGAAAAUAGCAGAGAAAUUGUACACUCAAGGUAUUAUAAGUUAUCCUCGUACUGAAACAAACAUUUUUCCAAAAGGAAUGAAUCUUCCAAGAUUGGUUGAGCAACAAAUAAAUCACAAUGCCUGGGGUGGAUUCGCUCAGCGAGUUUUGGAUGAAGGUGUGUCACCACGCCAAGGAAAGAAAAGUGACCAAGCUCACCCUCCAAUUCAUCCAACUAAAUAUGUAGAUAAUCUACAAGGAAACGAGGCUCGUGUUUAUGAAUUUAUUGUCCGUCAUUUUCUUGCCUGUGUAUCUAAAAAUGCUGAAGGAUAUGAAACAACAGUUGAAAUAGAUAUCAAUGGAGAAAAAUUUACAGCAAAUGGUCUUCAAAUUAUUGCAAAAAAUUAUCUGGAAGUUUACGUUUAUGAAAAAUGGAAUGCUAAAGAAAUUCAUAUUUAUCAACCACGUCAAGUGUUUCAACCAACGACUAUCGAUAUGGUGGAAGAAAAUACAUCACCGCCAAACUUAUUAACUGAAGCAGAUUUAAUUGCACUUAUGGAUAAACAUGGGAUUGGCACAGACGCAACGCAUGCUGAACAUAUAGAAACAAUAAAAGCUCGACAAUAUGUUGGUUUAAAAGAUAAUCAAUAUUUUAUGCCAGGAAAAUUAGGAAUCGGUUUAGUUAUGGGCUAUGACAGUAUGGGUUUUCAAAUGUCAAAACCGAAUCUUCGAGCAGAGCUGGAAAAUGAUUUAAAAUUGAUUUGUGAUAGCGCUAAAGAUCCCCAACUAGUGCUCCGAGAGCAAAUAGACAAAUAUCGUAAUGUAUUUCAAGUAGCAAUGCAACGUGCUAAUUUAUUAGACUCUGCAAUAGCUGAGUACAUAGAUGAGAGACCAGUGGGUAAUGUUAGAUUAGAAGAGGUGAUGCCAGUUGAAGAAGUUGGCAUUUUCAAAUGUCCAAAAUGUGGCUUAAACAUGACAUUAAAAGACAGAAGACAAGGUGGUGGAAAAUAUAUUGGUUGUAUGGGAUUUCCUACAUGUAACAAUGUAAUAUGGUUACCACAAUCAGUUACAGAAAUAGAAGUAACUAAUGAAAUUUGUAGUGAUUGUCCAGGUGAUAUGAAAAAAUUAAAGUUUAAGAUGCGACCAAAUAGUUUUCCUAUAUUUGGAACAUCUUAUGAAGCAUGUAUAGGUGGUUGUGAUUCAGUUUUCAAUGACAUGAUGAAUAUAAAUUUGGAAAAUGUUAGAAGAAGUAAUAGAGACAGUGGAUAUAGUAGCACACAAUCUUCAUUAUCAUCACAAAAUUCUAGAGCUACUCAAUCAUCCCAACCAAGACCAUCUGGAAGUACAAGUAAUCGUGGAGGCUCUGGAGGAGCUUAUGGUGGAGCUUCUGGAUCUUCUCGUGGUAGAGGUUCUGGAACUUCUCGUGGUGGAGCUUCUGGAGGUUUAGGAAUGGUAACGUCCAGCAAUAUAAGACCUUCAGCACCAAGCACUCAUGGUAGAGGGGGUAAUUCUUCAUCCAGAGGUCAAAAUAAUACCAAGAGAAGUAAUGAUUAUUGGCCUGAAGAAUUCCGAGAGCCUAAACGACCGAAAGUCGUCACAAGGCCUGUUCAAAACUCUGAUAGAGAAAAUGUUAAUAUAACUAAUUUUAAUGACAGUGAGUUUAUGUGCAACUGUCAAGAACCGGCUAUUUUGUUAACAGUAAGAAAAGAGGGACCAAACAAAGGAAGACAAUUUUAUAAAUGUGCUAAACCACAGGGAUCUACUUGUGAUUUUUUUUUAUGGGCAGAAAAUUCAAGUGAUACACAAAACUCAUGGGGUCAAUCUUCAGAUUCAAAUCAAUGGAACUCCACUCCUACUUCCAAUUCAGUACCUUCUAGAAAUAAUUGGAAUUCAAAUUCUUCUUCCAAUUCAGUAUCUGCUAGAAAUAAUUGGAACCAGGGAAGUAUGGAUAAUAAUCCAGGAUCUUCGAAUACAUCAUGGAAUAAUGAUGACGAUGAUCAAGGUGGUACCAUGUGUACCUGUGGACAACCAGCAAAGAAGCUUACUGUGAGAAAAGAAGGUCCAAAUAAAGGUAGAGAAUUUUAUGCUUGUCCUCAAGGGCCAGGAAGUUCGUGCUCAUUUUUUGAAUGGGCGGACAGUGGUGGUAGUUCUAAUCAAUCUAAUAAUAGUAAUUGGGGCAGCUCAUCUAGAGGAGGAAGCAGUGGACGAGGUAGAGGUCGUGGAAGCGGAGCUCCACGAGCAGCUAGUGGAAAAAGAAAGUGCGGAAUCUGCGGUGUUGAAGGUCAUACUAAGAAAACUUGUCCUCAAAAUGCAAUGGAUUAACUACUGUAAUACUCAACAAUUAAAAAUAUUGUAAAUAAUGUGUAUAAUAUGUAAAUUUGAUUGAAGCUUCAUUUUAAAUACUAAUUAAUCUUAUUGGUUCA